Molecule: messenger RNA, 2644 nt
Organism: Phragmites australis (common reed)
Lineage: Eukaryota; Viridiplantae; Streptophyta; Magnoliopsida; Poales; Poaceae
Product: CRM-domain containing factor CFM9, mitochondrial-like
Exons: 4
Coding region: 184-2139 (651 amino acids)
Molecular function (GO): RNA binding
Source: RefSeq, a predicted model, not a curated record
AGAUCGGACGGCUCACGUCCAACACCUCGCAUCCGACGGCAGACCGAGCCCCUCCAUGCACCCGCGCACAACCCACCGCCAGGUUUAUCGCCCGCGCCGCGCCGCCUCCUAAACCCGCCUCGCCUCGGCCGCGCCGCCUUCCAGAAGCUUCCAGAACCGUCGGCGAGGCGGAGCCGGCCGAGCAUGUGGUCUCUGCGGAACCUUCUCCGAGCAGCAUCGCCGUCGCUCCGUCGCAGCUCCGGGAGCUUAGCUGCGAGUGGUGAGGCGACGGUCACAGCUUCGGACUCGGCUUCGGCGUACAGGGGGUUGCUGGCGGCGGGCGCGGGCGACGGGUGGCGCCGGGCGAUGUCGACGACCAAGGGGAGGAGCAUGCGGAGCAAGGUGGAGAAGCGGAUGGUGAGGGAGACCGGCCGCACGCAGCGGGAGCUCCGCCGCGCCGUCAAGCUCAGGAAGAAGCUCAUGACGGAUGACGAGAAGCUCAUCUAUAACCUGCGAAGGGCCAAGAAAAAGGUUGCUUUGCUUCUACAGAAGCUCAAGAAGUAUGAACUACCAGAAUUACCAGCUCCUCGUCACGAUCCUGAGCUGUUAACCGCUGAGCAACUACAAGCUUACAAGAAGAUCGGAUUCAGAAAUAGAAACUAUGUGCCUGUUGGAGUUCGUGGAGUCUUUGGAGGUGUUGUUCAAAACAUGCAUAUGCAUUGGAAAUUCCAUGAGACUGUGCAAGUUUGUUGUGACAACUUUCCAAAGGAAAAAAUUAAGGAAAUGUCAGCAAUGCUGACAAAAUUGAGUGGUGGAAUAGUGAUCAACAUUCAUAAUACCAAAACAAUUAUCAUGUUCCGAGGAAGAAACUACCGUCAACCGAAGAACCUCAUACCUUUCAACACACUAACCAAAAGGAAGGCUUUAUUCAAGGCUAGAUUUGAGCAGGCACUUGAAUCACAGAAAUUAAACAUCAAGAAAAUAGAGACACAACUCCGUCGUAAGGGUAUCAAUCCAGAGGACCCAGUUGCUAUGGCCAGCAUCCAACGUGUUGCCUCUACAUUCUUCCGAGCGAUAGAUGAACAGCAAGGUACUCCCUAUGUUUUCCGUGGGGAUACACAACCUGCUGCUGGGACUACUGAAAUAAAAGAGCCACGUGAUCAUCCAUCUGAAGAUAGCGACCAGGAGGAGCUUGAUUGCUUCAUUGCAGAUAUAGAAAGUGCGGCAGAGAAGCAAUGGGAAGAAGAAGAGGCGGCAGAGAAAGAAGAAUCUUCAAGAAUGCGGUAUUGGGACAGAGAAGAGGUGGGUGAGCGCAGGGGUUUCGGUAGAAGCUAUGAAAACUCAGAUGCUGAGGAUAGAGGACAGGGAAGAUACAGGAGGGAUAAUAACAACAAAGGGACAUCAGAUGUGAGGAGGUGGGAAGAUGAUCGCGAGAUCGAGGCAUCAGGUGAAGAAUGGGCCUCUGGUGACGACAGCGAUAAUGUUCUGGACUUUGAUAAUGAUAUAGAUGCUCCCGAUGAGCAUCCUCGACGAUUUGAAAGCAAGAGGAAUGAGAAGAGCAGGUCCAGUUGCAGGAAUAAUUUUAUUCCUAAGGGAGAGGUGGGUGAGCGGAGGGGUUUCAGUAGAAGCUAUGACAACUCAGAUGUUGAGGAUAGAGGCCAUGGAAGAUAUAGGAGAGAUAACAAGAACAAAAGGAUGCCAGAUGCGAGGAGGUGGGAUGAUGAUAAUGAGAUCGAGGCAUCAGGUGAAGAAUGGACCUCUGGUGACACCAGGGAUAAUGUUCUCAGGUUUGACAAUGAUAUAGAUGCUCCUGAUGAGCAUCCUCAAUGUUUCGAAAGCACGAGGAAUGAGAAGAGCAGAUCCAGUCACAGGCAGAAUUCUAUUCCUGGGGAACUCAGAAGUUCCAAUAGGAUUACACCGAACUCAGCUGCUGCUUCUGAUAGCAGUAUAUUCAGGGACAGUAAUGAUGAUGAGGUAGACACUGACGACGAUGAAUUGUGGGGAUCCGAUUAUAAGGGGGAAGAAACAAACUCGAGAUCCCCUAAGGCGAAUUUCUCAAGUCACCACAGCAGUAGCGAGGACAGUGAUGACAACUGGAAACACGGUGACAGGACUGGUAAAAUGAAGAAAAAUACCGAUGAAAGUUGGGACAGUGACUGAAAACUUGAAAGAAUAAUGUUAAUAUGUGAUGGACGAAGGUCAGCACCAAAGACUUGUCAAACUAGGUUCUUUCAUGGCUGGUACUGCUUAUGUUUUCGCCCAAUGGAGAACUCAGGAACUAGAAGAAUUAGCAUGGUUUUCAUGAUAGCAACUAUUUGAACUUUUAUUGCAAGCUUCAGAUAAUGCUUAAGUUCCAGACAGUACCGUGGGUCCAGUUUGCAAAUAGACAUCAGGCCAGAAUGCUGAAAGGUUGAUUGAGCUGGAUUGGGGGCACGUUGUUAACUGUGUCAUAGCCUCCUAGGCACAUCAUCAAGGCGUUCUACCGCUUGGCAUAAUAAGGGACAAGUUGUCCGGUGUUUCGUGCCAGAGCUCAGCUUCUAGCUUCACAUUAGAUUUUACGUUUGUAGAUUAAGAUUAAGUGGUUUAAGUCUUUAUUUUCAUUUUCGGUGUCCUCAUAGCUCUAGCUUCACGAAUUCCUUUGAAAAACAUUUUUUUUUAGGAUUUU